GGUCCUCAUGCCUUUGACCAAGAUUUCGAGCACUGCCGCUCUCGUUUUGCACUGCUUUCGGAGCGCCCCCUCUCUCCUCCGCCAGUUCAGAGAUCGGAAGGCGCGAGCUCCGGCCGAUCGCGGCGGCGCUCGGAAACCAGCUUUUGGCUCUCUCAGGAGUAUAUCGUCAUAAAGUAUGUGUGGAAAGUUCGAGUCAUCUGUUUUUUCGUCGAAAUCACGGAGUGUGUAUUUCAAGCGAUGCUAAUUGCAUGCGCACUUGGUUCAAUUGAAGAUGCCGAGCGUGACCCUCGACCAGUCCGACAAGGACUCGGAGCCCUUCGUGGAGGUGGACCCGACCGGGCGCUACGGCCGGUACCCCGAGCUCCUCGGGUCCGGCGCGGUAAAGAAGGUGUACCGGGCCUUCGACCAAGAGGAAGGCAUCGAAGUGGCCUGGAACCAGGUCAAGCUGAGGAACUUCGAAGACUACCCGGGGAUGAUCGACCGGCUCUACUCGGAGGUCCGGCUCCUGCGGACCCUCAAGAACAGGAACAUCAUAGCCCUCCACAACGUGUGGCGCGACGACGAGCACGGCAAGCUCAACUUCAUCACCGAGGUGUGCACGUCGGGGAACCUGAGGGAGUACCGGAAGAAGCACCGGCACGUCUCGGUUAAGGCGCUGAAGAAGUGGUCCAAGCAGAUCUUGAAGGGCUUGGAGUAUCUGCACACUCACGAUCCCUGCAUCAUCCACAGAGAUCUGAAUUGCAGCAACGUCUUCGUCAACGGGAACGUCGGUCAGGUCAAGAUUGGUGAUUUGGGCUUGGCGGCAAUCGUGGGCGAGAACCACGCGGCGCAUUCGGUCAUCGGGACACCGGAGUUCAUGGCACCGGAGCUCUUCGAGGAAGACUACACGGAGUCGGUCGAUGUGUACUCAUUCGGGAUGUGCCUGCUCGAGAUGGUGACGGUGGAGAUCCCGUACGGCGAGUGCGACAGCGUGCCCAAGAUAUACAAGAAGGUGAUCUCCGGGGUGAGGCCGCAGGCUCUGAGCAAAGUGAGGGACCCCCAAGUGAGGACCUUCAUCGAGAAGUGUUUGGGGCAGCCGAGGGUCCGGCCUUCGGCUUCUGAGCUACUCAGUGAUCCUUUCUUUGAUGGGAUCGACUCCGACAGUGAUGAGAACUAAAUGUUCGAAAGCCAAUUUGUACAUAACUAGUCAAUCAAGUGCAUAGAUGAAGUUACUUCAAUUUCCUUUGCGGGGCUUGUUUAGCCGCUUGGUUUCGGAUAUGUUAUUCCAAUGUCGUUUUUAGGUCGUCUGGCCCUUUUCUUUUCAUUUUGUACAUGAUAACUCGGGAAAAAAACCGAGCGAGUGAAGGAUGGAGGGAGUGCUUUUUAUAGAGGCGAAAAGACUUUGAGUUGAAUGUUUCUAAAUAUGACCAAAGAGACGAGAAAAAAGUCAACGAAUUAUUUUCA
Molecule: messenger RNA, 1443 nt
Organism: Eucalyptus grandis
Lineage: Eukaryota; Viridiplantae; Streptophyta; Magnoliopsida; Myrtales; Myrtaceae
Product: probable serine/threonine-protein kinase WNK11
Exons: 3
Coding region: 272-1156 (294 amino acids)
Biological process (GO): protein phosphorylation; intracellular signal transduction
Cellular component (GO): cytoplasm
Molecular function (GO): protein serine/threonine kinase activity; ATP binding
Source: RefSeq, a predicted model, not a curated record